AUGUCUAUUCAAACUUCCGGUAAUAAGCAGAUAGAUUACCUACCUAUUGAACAGAUCUUAAGACCCAUUCCUCCAGUAUUGGACUACUGUAAGAUCGACGCUAUGGUAUCCACAUUAAAUGGAGUCCCUAAAGAAUCUUCCACAUGCAAGUUGGAAAAUAUAACGGCUGGUGAGUUACCUCCUGUUGAUGUUCUCUGUGUGUCUGAUAAGGGUAAAAAGUAUUACUUUGCAUUCGGAGGCUGCCACCGAUUUCAAGCCUAUGAGAAGACCAAGACAGCUAAAGUCAGAUGCAAAAUCGUUCCAUGCACUAAAUCCAUGCUUAAGAUUUAUUUGGGUUCAUCCGUCGAUAAUUUCUUUGAAUAG
This is a messenger RNA of Brettanomyces nanus, 363 nucleotides long. RefSeq lists its product as uncharacterized. Gene Ontology annotation, molecular function: sulfiredoxin activity. Gene Ontology annotation, cellular component: cytoplasm. The record is from RefSeq and is a predicted model, not a curated record. The coding region runs from base 1 to 363 and encodes 120 amino acids. NCBI's taxonomy places the organism in Eukaryota, Fungi, Ascomycota, Pichiomycetes, Pichiales, Pichiaceae. Gene Ontology annotation, biological process: cellular response to oxidative stress. The transcript has a single exon.